Molecule: messenger RNA, 3192 nt
Organism: Clonostachys rhizophaga
Lineage: Eukaryota; Fungi; Ascomycota; Sordariomycetes; Hypocreales; Bionectriaceae
Source: the annotation of a GenBank genome assembly
AUGGGGCGAAAGGAAAAACCCAUCAAAAUCGAUGUGGAUGAAUGGGAGCUGGAGAUUUCUUUUGACGAUGAGACCUUGGACCCGUUUGAUCUCGGCCUGUUCGGGCGCCGGCUUCUAAGACGAUUCAACCACGAAGGAUCUGCCAAAGACCUCAACAAGUCAAUCAGGCUGACUAGACACGCUCUCGCGAUUGCACCAGACCACCGUGAUCAGCAGACUUGGCUAGACUGCCUGUCGAAUGCGCUUGGAAGGCGGUAUCAAUGGCAGGGGGAUCCGCAAGAUGUCAUGGACGCGGUCGAAUCGGCGCGGCAAGCACUCCGUGUGAGUUUGGAGCGAGACGACGACGAUGGUCGGACAACUGCCAUGAUCAGCCUUGGAAGAUGGUUGGUCGGGCGUUUUGAACAGACAGAGGACAUGGAAGACUUGGCAGAAGCCAUUCAGGUGAACCGGGAAGCCUUUGAAAUGGCUCAAGGACACCCAAUCCCUCUGGCAAGUUUGGGGACACUGCUCCACAGCCGAUUCGAGCAAACACGGGAGAGGCAAGACCUUGAGGAGGGUAUCAGGCUCACUCAGCAAGCCAUCGACCUGACCACCGAUGACCGAUGGGACAAGGCGUGGUUCCCAAAUAAUCUAGGAAACAUGCUCUAUACCAGAUACGAACAGACAGGAGAGGAUUCAGCCCUUGAGGAAGCAAUAAGCUGGAAUCAAGAGGCGUUUGAUGCUAUCCCCGACGCACAUAAGUAUGAUCGGACGGGGGAUGCCAUGUUCCUUGACAUGGCGAUCGAAGACUGUCGAGACGCCGUCAAGUUGACUCCGCAAAAGCACUUUCAGCGGGCACGCCAUCUGAGGACGCUGGGAAUCAUGCUCGAGGGCCAGUAUAAACGAACAAGACAGGCUCGAGACUUGGAAGAGGCAAUCAAACUCCUUUGGCAAGCCGUUGAGUUGGCACCUCGCAGUGGGUACAGCCAGACACGUUUUUUGGGCGACCUUGGGAACAUGCUUCAACGCCGAUACGAACGAACUGGGAAUUCUGAAGGGCUUGAGGACGUGAUUCAACGCCUGCAGAAAGCAGUUGAGCAGAGCCCGCCCGACCACAUCGAGCGGGCAAGCUGGUUGGACAACCUGGCAGGUCAGCAUGCAAACCGUUAUAGACGGUCCAACGACAUGCAAGAUCUCGAGGCAGCAAUCCGGCUCGGCCGGGAUGUCGUUGAGCUGACUCCGGAUAAGCAUCUUCAGCGGGCAGAACGACUUCAAAGGCUUGGAGAGAAUCUUGAGACUCGAUACAAGCGGCAAGGGGCACCUGGAGAUCUUACGGAGGCGCUCCAACUGGCCCUUGACGCUCUGGAACUGACUUUGGACGACCAUCCCGGCCGGGCAGGUGUGCUGAUCAGCCUGGGCAACAAGUUGCGAUGCCAGUAUGAGAAGACGGGCUAUACGAAUCACCUAGACGAAGCCCUCGGCUGUUUUGAAAGCUCAAUCAAGUGCACGCAGUCAUCUCCUCUGGAUCGCAUAGAAGGAGCCCGAAAAGCCAUCCGCAUCCUGCAGAGCCGCGAGGAGUGGGAGAGAGCCACAGAGCUGGCUGUAGAUGCGCUUGGACUCUUACCCGAAGUGUGCAGCCGCUUCGUGGGGCUUGAAGAUCAACAAUAUGCCGUGGUGCAGACAUCGGGGCUUGCUGCCGAGGCCUGCUCCCUCUUGCUCAAGAGAGGACAGGUAGAGGACGCCCUUCGAGAGCUGGAGUUUGGGCGAGGCCUGAUUCUGCGAUAUAUGUUUGACAGACGCAGUGAUGUGUCCGAGUUGAAAGCCCAGAAUCCAGCGCUGGCUGACGAGUACGAGAAGUACCGUCGUGAGGCGAAUCUCCCGAUCAACGAGACGAAUCCUGCGGUUCGACAGAAGAUGCUUGAAGAGCGCAGGCAGGCAAUCGAGGAUCUGGAUUGGUGCAUCGAGAGAGUGCGCAGUCAGACAAGUCUGAAGGGAUUCCUCGAUAAACCCAGCAUUGAGGAGUUGACGGCCUGCGCCGACGAAGGUCCAGUCGUCGUGGUAAACGUCACGGACAUUGCGGCUGAUGCUAUCAUCAUCCUCUCGGAGGGUAUCGAGCUGUCCAAACGGGCCGUGAAGAGGCUGCAGAAAGGGAAGCGUAUAAAGACGAGGAAACGGAGCAUCAGGCAUCUCCGGCUGCCCAAAAUAUCCAUCACUGAGCCUGCCCAGACGACGUUGUACAGACUCGAUGCCGGCAACAUGGCCAAUUAUCGAGACGUAGCGAGCGCGACUCGAAGACGGGACCAGGCCGCUUUUCUAUCGCGGCUGUGGUCAAACUGCGUCAAGUUGGUCUUGGACGAAAUAGAUUCAAGCCUUCAACGGACAUCAGGCGAGAUGUAUCGCGUCUGGUGGAUUGGAACAGGUGCAGCCAGUGCAUAUCCCUUCCAUGCGGCCGGCAUCUAUACGCAGCAGGACUCUACUGUGGAAAACACGCUGGACCGCAUCAUCCCGUCAUACACGCCAACAAUAAAUGCCCUCGAGCAUUCCAGAAGAGUAGUUUCGAAGAGCAUUCAAGACAUGGCUCUGAGCCAAGCCUCGAUCCUCAUUGUCACGAUGCCGGAAACACCAGGCGAGAGCCGGCUAGACGGCGUGGAACGCGAGAGGCUCGCCGUUGAGACGGCCUGGAAAGCUGCCAAGCCCUGCCACUCGUUGAACAGUCCCACGGUAGAGCAGGUCAUGAGCCGUCUAGGGCGAUCAGACAUUGUCCACUUCGCCUGCCACGGGGUCUCGCAUCCCUCCAACCCGGCCGAGAGCCACCUCCUGCUCCAAAGGAGACACGGGUCUGCAACUGUCGUGGAUCGGCUUACGGUGGCAAAGAUCACAAAGGCCAAAUCACGCGGGCUUGCCAUGAUUGCAUAUCUCUCUGCCUGCUCCACUGCGGCCGUUCAGGCAGACGGUCUUUCCGAUGAAGGCAUUCACAUUGCCAGUGCUUUCCAGGUCGCAGGCUUUGGACACGUCAUUGGCUCCCUUUGGUCAGCCGAAGACGGCACCUGUGUCGACGUUGCUAGGCUGUUCUAUGAGCAUCUGAUCCAAAACGGAGCAUCCCAACUUUCGAACCGGGCUGUAGCAGAAGCUUUGCGCAGUGCCCUUUUGCAACUUCGGGCCGACUUUGGGCAUGACAGCUCGUGGGCGGCAUACAUUCACUCCGGUGCUUGA